AUGAUAUCCAGACAAAUGGACCUGGAAAAAUGUGAACAUUGCCCAGAGGAUCAAUUUCCAAAUGAAGCUCAUGAUGAGUGCAUUUCAAAGACCUUGAAUUUUCUCUCCUUUGAAGAGCCACUGAGCAUUACUCUGCUUUCCCUGGCUCUUCUCUUUUCCUUCUCCACAGGUCUUGUGCUUGCAAUCUUCAUUAAGCAACAGGACACUCUCCUUGUCAAAGCCAACAAUCGCAACCUCACCUACCUUCUACUUGUCUCCCUCUUCCUUUGUUUCCUCUGCUCACUUCAGUUCAUUGGACACCCCAAUAAGGUGACCUGCCUCCUCCGACAAACAACAUUUGGCAUCAUCUUCUCUACUGCAAUCUCUUCUAUAUUGGCCAAAACCAUCACAGUCAUUGUAGCAUUCCUAGCCUCAAAGCCAGGAAGCCUGUUCCACAAAUGGGUGGGGCAAAAGUUGGCCUAUUCCAUUAUCUGGUUCUGCUCCUUCAUUCAACUAAGUAUUUCUAUUGUUUGGCUGAGUACAUCUCCCCCGUUUCCAGAUUUGGACAUGGAGAUCCUCCAAGGAGAAAUCAUAGUCGAAUGUCAUGAAGGUUCAUUCACUAUGUUUUACUGUGUCUUGGGCUACAUGGGCCUUUUGGCUCUUCUCAGCUUCACUGUGGCCUUUCUGGCCAGGAAGUUACCAGAUAGUUUCAACGAAGCCAAGUUCAUUACUUUCAGAAUGUUGGUGUUCUGUAGUGUUUGGCUGACCUUUGUCCCCACCUACCUGAGCACCAAAGGGAAGUACAUGGUAGCUGUGGAGAUCUUUUCUAUCUUGUCUUCCAGUGCUGGUUUACUAGGAUGCAUCUUCAUCCCCAAAAACCAAAUAAUUAUACUGAGGCCUGAACUCAACACUAGAGAACAUUUAGUCCAUAAGAAAUAG
Molecule: messenger RNA, 918 nt
Organism: Notechis scutatus (mainland tiger snake)
Lineage: Eukaryota; Metazoa; Chordata; Lepidosauria; Squamata; Elapidae
Source: RefSeq, a predicted model, not a curated record